Molecule: messenger RNA, 318 nt
Organism: Jaculus jaculus (lesser Egyptian jerboa)
Lineage: Eukaryota; Metazoa; Chordata; Mammalia; Rodentia; Dipodidae
Exons: 2
Coding region: 1-318 (105 amino acids)
Biological process (GO): axoneme assembly
Cellular component (GO): axonemal microtubule
Source: RefSeq, a predicted model, not a curated record
AUGACUGAUACCAAAGCUGGCCCUGUGCCACCCUGUGUGAACCCUGGCAAUCCCAUGUUUUCCUGUAUGGUGUACCCAAAGACCCUCUGUACAGCAACAUCUCUAUCCGAGCCUCAGAUGAUUAUGUAUAAAACCAGCGCAGGCCACUGUGGUGCAUUCUCUCCUCUGCCGCAGUUCCUCCCAUGCAACUACAAGCCCAAGGAGCAGGCGUUCUCCAGCUUCAUCAGAGCCACAGGCUUCUAUCAGAACAACAGUCUGAACACCAGGCCUGACCAAAGCCGAACCAUUGACUGUCCUAGAUUUCAACACACUCUGUGA